Molecule: messenger RNA, 1670 nt
Organism: Corylus avellana
Lineage: Eukaryota; Viridiplantae; Streptophyta; Magnoliopsida; Fagales; Betulaceae
Product: beta-glucosidase 17
Biological process (GO): carbohydrate metabolic process
Molecular function (GO): beta-glucosidase activity
Source: RefSeq, a predicted model, not a curated record
CACGACCACAUAAGUGCUGGCUGGUACAUUAAUUUAUUAGUGCUACGCAGCAAAAAGUAAGCAUGGACAUUUCUCACCAUCUGCACUUCUAUCUUCUGGUCCUGGCCUAUUGCUUUGCCUGCACUGAAGGUCUUAACCGGAGAGAUUUUCCGGCCAGUUUUGUUUUUGGAGCAGGGUCAAGUGCUUAUCAGUAUGAAGGGGCGGCAUACCAGCAUGGCAAAGGGUCCAGCAUAUGGGAUACUUUCACUAGGAUGCAUCCAGAAAAAAUUUUGGGCAAUGCUACAGGGGACGUAGCCGAAGAUUUUUAUUAUCGUUUUAAGGAAGAUAUAGCUCUGAUGAAAGAAAUUGGUUUAGAUUCCUUCAGAUUUUCCAUCUCAUGGUCCAGAGUUCUACCUGAGGGAAAACUUAGUGGAGGAGUGAACCAAGAUGGUGUUGAAUUCUACAAUGAACUCAUUAAUGAGCUCCUACAUAAUGGAAUUCAACCUUUUGUAACUUUAUUCCAUUGGGAUGUUCCACAAGCACUAGAAGAUGAGUAUGGUGGAUUCUUGAGCACAAACAUCGUGGAUGAUUAUGGAGACUAUGCCAACUUGUGCUUCAAAGAAUUUGGCGACAGAGUGAAGAAGUGGGUGACUUUUAACGAGCCAAAUACAUUCAGUAGUGAAGGUUAUGCAACUGGGAACGUGGCGCCUGGUCGAUGUUCUAACUAUGAAGGGACCUGCACGGCCGGAAACUCAGCAACAGAACCCUAUGUGGUAGCCCAUCACAUUAUUCUUUCUCAUGCAACUGCUGUAAAUUUGUACAAGAACAAGUAUCAGGCUUCUCAAAUGGGAGAAAUUGGGAUUACAGUAUCAACUUUUUGGAUGGUGCCCAAGUACCAAACCGUUGCUAGCAGCAUGGCUGCAUCCAGAGCUCUUGAUUUUGCAUUUGGAUGGUUUGUUAAUCCAAUUACAUAUGGUGACUACCCCGAGUCCAUGAGAGCUUUGGUAGGAAAUCGACUGCCAAACUUCACUGAAGCACAAUCCAAUAUGGUAAAGGGGUCUCUUGAUUUCCUUGGGCUAAAUUACUACACUGCAAGAUAUGCAGAUGACUCUACAUCCUCCAGCAGCUUCAACUUAAGUUACACAACAGAUAGCCAUGUAGAUACCAGCACGGAGAAAGAUGGCAUUCCUAUUGGUGAACCAACACCUUCUGGCUGGCUUUACAUUUAUCCAAGGGGGAUUCGAGACUUUGUGCUAUAUGUUAAGAGAAACUUCGACAAUCCACCUAUUGUCAUUACUGAAAACGGACUCAGUGAUGUAAAUAACAACUCGUUGCCAAUUGAAGAUUUUCUCAAUGAUAGCUUGAGGUUAAAAUACCUCCACCUCCAUCUAUCAACUCUCUUAAAAGUUAUCAAGGAUGAUGGAGUUGAUGUUAGGGGAUACUAUGUGUGGUCAUUUCUUGAUGACUUCGAAUGGGAAUUUGGUUAUACAUAUCGGCUUGGCAUCAACUUCAUAGAUUACAAAAAUGGGUUGAGAAGAUUUAUGAAACACUCUGCUUUAUGGUUCCAAGAUUUCCUUCAAAAUGAAAGCCAGACCACAAGGCAGCCAUUGUUGUACUCUCAUUGAUGGAAAUGAAAGAGAAUGAUAUGUUGUGUGCUAAAAUAAUGGCUGUAAUUUGUUCUAUACUUUAAA